GACGCAGUUAGUCGUUGCCUCCAGUGAAGUUAUGUCAUAAAGUUUAUAACGUUAGUAUAUUAUAUGUUAUAUUAAUAUAUAUAUGUUAUAUGUAAAACAAUUUUGUUCAGUGUGAGUGAAUAAUUGUGUUAAAAUGGCGGCUAAAGGGCUGAGAGUGCCUUUUGAAGAUGCUUUGAAUAUGACAGGCUACAGUCGGUACAACGCGUGCCUGUUCAUCCUCUGUGCCAGUAUCAUCGUGGGCAUGACCUACGAGAUCUUCUCCGUGUCCUACAUAGUGCCGGCCAGCGUCUGCGAGCUGCACACCACCAGCACACAGCAGGGGCUGAUGGCCAGCGUGCCGCUGAUUGGUAUCAUAACCACAUCCCACAUUUGGGGCUACCUGGCCGACACCAGGGGCCGGCGGAAGAUCCUCAUCAUCUCCAUGACCAUGACAUACCUCGCUGGCACAGCAGCCACGCUGUCACCCAACUGGAUUGUGCUGAGUCUACUCAAACUGCUCUCUUCUAGCUCAGUAUCAGGGUCUAUGGCGUUAUCAAUGACUUUACUGAGCGAGUGUACGCCCUCGGAGAAACGGAGCGGCCUAGUGUUGCUCACCACUAGUGCUUACCUCAUAUCUAUCGGAAUUAUGGCAGUGAUUGCGAUACCAGUUCUUCCACUGACCUUCUCUUUCUACAUUCCUGUACUGGACAUCUACUUCAACUCUUGGAGGCUGCUGAACCUCAUCUUUGCUGUGCCUUGUGCCCUGAGUGGUAUUGGCUGCUACUUUGCCAAUGAGAGUCCUAAAUACCUGGUCAGUGUUGGGAGAGAGGAAGAUGCCCUGGAGGUCCUCAAGCGGAUGUAUGUUAUAAAUACUGGGAAGAGUGCCGAUACUUAUACAGUAUCUGCUUUAGAAUUAGAAGAGGGACAGGUAUCAUCGUUUACCAAAGGAUUCUGGGGUUCAGUGGCUGCACAGACCAUUCCCAUGGUGAAACCACCACUACUGAAGAACACCUUACUUCUAUCUUUCUUAUUCGUCAUUUCUUAUAUCACAAUGAACGCUUUCUUCGUGUGGCUGCCUUUCAUAGUGAACGCAUUCAUGACGUCAGUGGUGGCUGGGGAGAGACAUCUAACCAUCUGUGAGAUGAUCAGGCUCUCUGCAAACUCUACAUCAGUUCAAGAGACUGGUGACUGUUCCAUGAACAGCCAAGCAAUGACCUUGGUGUUCGGUAUAGUGAUGGUGCUUGGAGUCUGCAACAUCUUCACCAGCGCCAUCAUCAACUGCAUCGGCAGGAAGACCCUCUUCGUUUGUAUGCAGGUCAUAGCAGGAGUAGCAGCGUUAGUCAUCAACUUCAGCCCCUUCUGGGUCCUUAGUGCCAUACUGUUCAUGGUCUUUUUGUCUGCAGUCUUCACUUUUGGUCUUCUGUCUUCCUUCUGCGUGGACGUCUUCCCUACUUAUGUCAGAGCCAUGGCAGUAUGUCUCACACUGAUGGUGGGUCGAGGCAGUGCUGUAGUCGGUAUCAAUGUCUUGAAGAAACUGCUUGACACGGACUGUGAAGCUGCUUUCUAUAUCUUCGGAGCUGUAGCUGCUGGUGGAGGACUAGUAGGUCUACUUCUACCUUCAGAUGCGAAAAUAAAGGAACAGAAAAAAGCAUUGAACCCGAGCCCUUGAACAUUAAAAGAUAAGAACUUACAAUUUUUUGUACAUACACUAAGUUUAAGUGUAUACUAAACUUUCAGAUGUGAGAAAGAGAGGUCGCUGGUUUUAUAGCUCCAUCUCUCUCACUAAGAUGUUACUAAAACCACAGUGGAAAUUGUAAAAUAAGCCCUAAGUACUUAUAAUUAAGGUUGACAUUUGUAUAUUACAGAUAAUGAUUAGUGUUACUGAUGGAUUAAAAUUAAAUAUGGAAAUGGGUUUGUUGACUGAAGUGAAGUGCAUUGAUGAACCGAUUAUAGUUCUUGAGAUAAACACAAUAAGGUAUUUUUUUACACAAUGAAGGUUUUUUGUUAGUCAAGGUUAUAAGUUUGUAAAUUAAUUGAGAGAAAAGCAAUGCAAUUGUGUGAUAAUAAGAAUAGUCUUAAUAUUUAAAAAUGUAAGUAUUGUGUGAUUGUGUUAGCGUGUGAAGUGAAAUAAAUUAAAUUAUUUUGUUUGUUUUUA
Molecule: messenger RNA, 2134 nt
Organism: Spodoptera frugiperda (fall armyworm)
Lineage: Eukaryota; Metazoa; Arthropoda; Insecta; Lepidoptera; Noctuidae
Product: putative transporter svop-1
Exons: 11
Coding region: 134-1648 (504 amino acids)
Biological process (GO): transmembrane transport
Molecular function (GO): transmembrane transporter activity
Source: RefSeq, a predicted model, not a curated record